UCUCACCCUUAGGUGAUAAAAUCUUGGAAUGUUUCUUGGCGUCCAUAUAAGGGGUACAUCCAAGGUAGUGACUGAUUGCUUGGGCGCAGGCUUCGCCCAACAGAUGCUCAGCAUUGCAGCCUUACGUAGUGUCCUCCUGAGACUGGUCUGAGCUGGCACAAAAGCCACAUUCCAGCGCCGCUGGCAAAAUCAGACUCACUGAGCAAAAGCUUCCCAUCUAUUACCCAUUUGUCUUGUUGUUAGCUGGAAGAGGAACCAUCUGCGUCAAAUAUGGCGGACACGGCACGGCAAAUGUUCAACGAGGAGCAAAUUGCAGAGUUCAAGAUGGCGUUUGACAUGUUUGACGCUGACGGAGGCGGUGACAUCAGUACCAGGGAGCUGGGCACCAUCAUGAAGAAGCUGGGACUGAAUGUGUCACGUGACCAGCUGCAGGAUAUGAUAGACGAGGUCGAUGUAGACGCAAGUGGCACGAUCGACUUCGAGGAGUUCCUGGAGAUGAUGGCUAAGAUCAUGAAAGAGGAGAAGUCUGAACUUCCUGACGAUGAGAUUCGGGCUGUUUUCCAAGUCUUCGAUACCAACAAAGACGGUUUCAUUUCGGGAAGAGAAUUUAAGGAUUACCUGGACGACAUGGGCGAGGAUUUGACAGAGGAGGAAAUGGAGGAGAUUCUGGAUGAGUGUGACACGAACAGGGACGGCAGGCUGGAUCUGGACGAAUUCCGAGAGAUGCUGGUGACAUUUAACAUCCGGUGGUGAAUGCUGGGAGACGUAGAGUCCCAUGGGGCGAGAAGUCAUAAUAGUCUUUCUACUCAGUAACAUCUGAACAGUUCUGUAAACAUCUGAACAGUUCUGUAAACAUCUGAACAGUUCUGUAAACAUCUAAACAGUUCUGUAAACAUCUAAACAGUUCUGUAAACAUCUAAACAGUUCUGUAAACAUCUAAACAAUUCUGUAAACAUCUAAACAGUUCUGUAAACAUCUAAACAGUUCUGUAAACAUCUGAAACGACCGUAUGUCAUUCAAACGACUCAGAUAAAGAUGUUGACCGAGUGUGGACAAACUUGUAAGCCAUACGCUUCUUGCUAGUGAACAUUUAGUGUUAAGAUUUUCAUCAGUCACAUAAUGACAAUGCAAACAAUACACGUCAAACCUGGUGGAAGACGAAACACAUUUUAUGUCAAACUGUUCGUUCGUUCUACGAUCACGAAAGAAAAGAGCUGUUUGAAGAGACCACCAAAUUCCACCCAGAUUUCAUCACAUUUACUGACUUAAAAGUAAACAGUUCUCCUUCUAACAUCACAAAACCCACACAUAAUAGAAAAGGUGGAAUGUUUUGUCUUCCACUGGCUCUGAAAAAGUAGUCGAACCCAAUAACACAGAAUCUAAAGUUAGCUUUUAAACUAGAGUAAACAUCUUUGAUAUUGUUUUUAACAUUGUUUGAAUCUCUCAUUUUACCUGCAAUUAUCCCACGGGCAUGGAUUUGCAAUAAACUUUAUCAUUAUUUCAGACAUGCACGACAAUCUAGCUUGAUCAUACUAUAUUCACAGAUGCUUUUUCAUAUUUCACAACUCUAUUCUACGAUGAUGACCAAAUGUUGAUAGUUUUAUACUAGAAUCUAGUUAGAUAAUGAGAGCUCGAUGGAGGAUAGCCUGAAAUAAAGUUGAAUGGCUGAAGACCACAGUCAUGUAGAUGCAAGGCGUGCAAACUUGGGUGGAUUUCUCGUACUUUGUUAGCCUGGGUACUAUUCCUAUUUCUAUCGGGGCUCCUUGCACUAGCUGACCUAGUACCCCGGUAGGCAUAGGUUGGUACACAGGCACUCGAGCCCCGGUAGAAAUAGGAUGGGACCCAGGCUAGGUCGAUCUUCCAUGCAUGUGUUACUAAGAGGCCUAUAUCACCAUAUAUGUUAAUGUAUCUGAUAUCUCUUUAGGCUGUAUAACAUUGACAAUGUCAACAAUGAGUGUAGAAUUGCACCAUAUCAUAAAUAUUGACACUACUCUAGUUUUACUCUUCAUUGUGUAAUUUUUUUUUAUCGGAGCUCAUAACGAACAAUUGAAUAAGAACCAUGUUCAUAACCUCCCUGUUAGUAUGUUUUAGAAAGACUAGCCGUUAAGAUGAAACAGCUGAUGUCGGCAAAAUAAAGACAACAGGACAAGUUCAA
Messenger RNA from Branchiostoma floridae (Florida lancelet), 2155 nucleotides. RefSeq names its product troponin C-like. NCBI's taxonomy places the organism in Eukaryota, Metazoa, Chordata, Leptocardii, Amphioxiformes, Branchiostomatidae. The coding region runs from base 271 to 753 and encodes 160 amino acids. The record is from RefSeq and is a predicted model, not a curated record. The transcript has 6 exons. Gene Ontology annotation, molecular function: calcium ion binding.